Molecule: messenger RNA, 3309 nt
Organism: Magallana angulata
Lineage: Eukaryota; Metazoa; Mollusca; Bivalvia; Ostreida; Ostreidae
Product: serine/threonine-protein kinase Nek11-like
Exons: 15
Coding region: 440-2440 (666 amino acids)
Biological process (GO): protein phosphorylation
Molecular function (GO): ATP binding; protein kinase activity
Source: RefSeq, a predicted model, not a curated record
UGCAGUAGGGGAAACGGGUACCUGCAUGUAAACAGUAGCACCUGUAUUUUAGUCAAAGGUGACGGAAAGCAGGUAACCGUCUGUUGCUUUAGUUAACUGUUCGUUUAACUGUCCUUGGAAUUCGGAGAAAUGACUGUUAUGAUGAAAGAACAAUGAACAUGAUAUGUUCGUGUGUAACGAACGACGCUAAAAAAUGGCCGCUAUGUCACACUGCAACGAAAACAUAUUUUAUAGUUUGAGAUAUCUGCACCAAGGAUUAACAACAUAACUAGACCCAUUUGAUACCAAUAGCAUUAUUUGCAUAUAUUUCUUCAACCGGUAAUUAGUGUUUACUAAUGUUAUGAGAGUUACGCGACGAAGGUUGGAAGCAGACGAAUAAUUGAUUGUGAUAGAGAUAACUGGCAGAGUUCCAAGUCUACACGACAAAGACUUUGUCAGUAUGUCAUACAAGAAGAAGGAAUCGUCCAAAAAGACACCUAAGGUCCUAGCCAAUCGAUAUGAAAUAGUGAAGAAACUUGGGAAGGGUAACUUUGGCACAGCUUAUCUAUGCAAAGAUCUGAGAUCCAAAAAUCCUGAAACAGAUGAAUAUGAUUUAAAAGUUUUGAAGGAGAUUUCAGUGGGAGAAUUACAACCAGAUGAAACAGUUGAUGCAGUUCGAGAGGCCAGAGUUCUCUCGAAACUUGAUCAUCCUAGCAUUGUCAAGUUUCAUGAUAGUUUCAUAGAUGGAGAAUCAUUUUGCAUUGUUACAGAGUUUUGUGAGGGAGGUGAUUUAGACUGUAAAAUUAAUGAAUGUGUGAAGAACAAACAGGAGAUAGAUUCUAAGUUGAUAAUGGACUGGUUUGUGCAGCUUCUGUUGGCUGUUCAUUACAUGCAUCAAAGGCGGGUCCUACAUAGAGAUCUUAAAACCAGAAAUAUAUUUCUACGACAAAAUAUGAUAAAAGUAGGAGAUUUUGGAAUAUCCAGAAUACUAAUGGGAACCACAGAUUUAGCCUCAACCUUCACUGGAACUCCAUAUUAUAUGAGUCCGGAAGUACUGAAACAUGAAGGAUAUAACUCUAAAUCAGAUAUUUGGUCAAUAGGCUGUAUUUUGUAUGAGAUGUGUACCUUGACCCAUGCUUUUGAUGGAAAGAGUUUAAUGGCAGUCAUGUACAAAAUAGUAGAGGGAGAGGUCCCUAAACUACCUGAGAAGUUCUCUUCUGAGCUCAACAAUGUAUUAAAGCUAAUGUUGUCCAAAGAUCCAGACAAAAGGCCAUCAGCAACAGAUUUACUUAAAAUUCCAUUGAUUAAAAACCACAUCGCAAAACUUUCAAAAGAAUUCCAUGCCAAAAGUCUAGAGAACAGUAGCAGAGAUGCUGAGGACAUUGCUAAAUUACUCAAAGAGAAGUCCUACUUAAGUGACUUGAAGUCUACCGAGGAGGAAGUCAAGUACAAGAACCUGCCUCCUCGGGAGAGAAUGAGGUUAAGGAAGCUCCAGCAAGCCGACGAGGAAGCCAAACGACUCAGAGAAGUAGCAAAAGUGCAAUUAAAAGAAAAUCAGGAAAGAAACUCAAGAAUCCAGAGCACCCUCCACAAGUCCAGUGUACCUGCUUGGGCUGGAGGUUCGGGGGAAGGAGAGAGGUUCAAGCAAGCUUUAACGGUCAAAGGACGCCCCGCUAUAGCGGCUGAAGGUCAGCAGAGUCGGUUUGGUUCCCGCACUGCACCCAGAUAUCAUGGAGAUGAAGAGAUAGUUUUGUAUCACGAAGAGGAAGAAGAAAGUGAUGAUGAUGGUGACAUUAUAAUGCCCCUCUACAAAACACUGACUGCCCCCCGCUCAGCCUCUCUCAGUAGUCACGAUGAACGACCUAUAACCCCUCUCAAAGAUAAAAUGAUUUAUGACAUCCGAAACUCUUCACUAGAUUUUAAAGAUGGAAUUCCAGAUAACCCUGAACUGGCUGAUACCUACUACUCCCAGUUUGAGAAUGAUUUUUCUGGUGAUGAAUCAGACUCCGAUGAAGCCGGUGACACCGUCAUAGAGAGAACAGUCAAACCCAAGAAGUCACCCGUUAAGUCUGUCAGCAAUUCCAAGGCAUCCUCUAAUUUGGGUACACUAGUGGAUGAUGAGGACCAGCUAUACAACAUCAUGCAGGAUGUGUUGGCCAAAGGAGAUGAUGCAGAGUCCACCAUGUCCCUGGCCGAUGACAGAGAGGCGGGUGCAUUUGGACCUGUAGUCAGGGAUCAGAAAAUUAAAAACCUCACCAAAGAAUGCAAGAGGAUUUUAGGAGAGGAGGCGUUUCAGAAGGCCUACGAUUAUCUGAAACAGGCACGCUACUUAAAGACAUCAUCAGUGGACUCUGAGGAGACCAUUAUGCAGGGACUCAGGGAAUUCGUAAAAAAUCCCAGUGACUGCUUUCUUGUGGACCAGCUUUUAUUUCUAGAAGAACAGGCUAAAAUUCCAUUCUGAUGUCUUAAUAAUGGAAGAAAACCUGUGAAUUUUUACCUGUCUCUUUUUUAUAUUGGACAUGCUUUUGUGGUAACAUGUGAAUUCUGUUGUUUUUACAAAAUGCUAUUUGAACCGUCCAUAAAAGAGCCCUCCAAGUAUUGAUGACCUUGAACUUUGACCUUUUAGAUGCUGUUUUACCUUUUGACCUCUGGUUAAGGCCGUCCAAUGAAACACUUGUUAGUGUUACAAAGUGCUUCAGAGUAAUACCAUACUAUUCCUGCAGUCUGUGAUAAAACAAUAUUCAUAAUUUUUGUCAGAUUGCCACUUGCCAUACAAAAAGCAUUCCAUUCAUGUUGUGUAACAGUGUGUCAGGUCUUGGUUUAUCUUUGUACCAAAAGUAUUACUUGUAUACAGGGUGUUUCAUGAGUUGUGAUGCUAGAGUGUGCUGAGUUCUUACUACUGCAUAAUGUCAAUCUGCUGUAUACCAUUCCUGUAUACCAUUCCUUGGUCCUGGCAUUUUAUUAUGACCAAAACAAACCAUCAUAUGCCAUACAUGUAUAUCAUUUCAUUCAUCACAGGAAUUGUCCAUGUUAUUUAUGCUGUACUCAAAGUAUUCUAUGAUUUUAUUUUAUUUUUAUUUUAGAUAUUUAAUUUAAUAAUAGAAAUACUUUAAUAUAGGCAAGACUUUGCCUUUUCCUCCUUCAAGGUGUAAAUCAUUUGUAACCAUACCACUUCCUAUCGUCUACGUUUUGUGUUCAUUUCAUUUACCAUGCAAUACUGUCUUGACUUACCCAGUGUAAUCCUUUGUUCAAUCAAAACAUGGCACCCAUCCAGGUGCAGAUCAUAAAAAAAGAUGCUUUUUUUUUUAAUAUAAUAAAGUCUUGAAUAGA